Sparassis crispa is the source of this 516-nucleotide messenger RNA. RefSeq lists its product as hypothetical. The transcript has 4 exons. Gene Ontology annotation, cellular component: U4/U6 x U5 tri-snRNP complex; spliceosomal complex. Lineage: Eukaryota; Fungi; Basidiomycota; Agaricomycetes; Polyporales; Sparassidaceae. Gene Ontology annotation, biological process: mRNA splicing, via spliceosome. The record is from RefSeq and is a predicted model, not a curated record. Bases 1 to 516 code for a protein of 171 amino acids.
AUGGUGCGCGAGCAUCCGACACAGACUUUCGCAAGAAAUGGGACACUUAAGGAAGAAUACCCGGAGAAGGCGCGUCAGCACGACCAGGAGGAGAAAGAGCGCAUGCAGGAGAACGAGGAGCGGCUGAAACAAGGGAAGAAGCCUAAGAAAGACCGUCGGGAUGACCUCCCUAAACCCACGGAACUCAUGAAGCGGCGCGAAGGCGACUUGGAACCGGACAAGAGCCUCGACAGUGUAGGGUACCUGGAUCACAUCAACGGUCGUGCACAUCUAUGUGCCCUCGGUCAAACCACUCGCAUUGAGCGCUCGAUCGUAGAGCAGGUUCGUGCACGCAUUGCCUACCUAAGGGAAAAGACCCGUGAAGCCUCCACCGCAAAGUCCUUCGACUUCAAACAGCGCCUAGCAGAAUCGCGCGAUCGGGAGGCUGCAUUGUGCGCAGAGAAAGAGGCAGCGAAGGAGGCCCUGCGGGAACGUGCACGGGUAGAGCUUGCGAAAGAGAUCUACCACGGCUGUUGA